AUGUCCGCCCAAAUACCAAACACUCUCACUGGAGGAUGUCUAUGCAAGGAGAUCCAAUACACCAUUGAUGUACCAAAGGACAUCUCCUGGCCUCCAGAUUGCCGCAAAGCAACCGGCUCUAUCAUCGCCCACUUGAUCACCUUCGAUCCGUCCGCUGUGAAAUGGAACGGAACGCCCACGGAGUUCGAGUCCAGCGCCCAAGGACGCCGUGGAUUCUGUUCUAAGUGUGGUACAAGUCUGUACUUCAGAGACAUUGGGCUACCAGCCGAGGUCGAGAUAUGCACUGGCUCACUCGACGAGGAGAUACUGGAGAAUCCCCAGUUGGCAAACGACCUUUGCGAUCCUAGCUGCGGGCGUUUCUGGUGCAAGAGAGAGAUCAAAAGUACCAUAUACGAGAAUUCAGCUGGUAAACGCUGGCUGGAGGGAAGCAAGUCACGGCCCAUGUAUGAUGGAGAGUAG
Molecule: messenger RNA, 459 nt
Organism: Trichophyton verrucosum HKI 0517
Lineage: Eukaryota; Fungi; Ascomycota; Eurotiomycetes; Onygenales; Arthrodermataceae
Exons: 2
Coding region: 1-459 (152 amino acids)
Molecular function (GO): carbon-sulfur lyase activity
Source: RefSeq, a predicted model, not a curated record